Molecule: messenger RNA, 6200 nt
Organism: Mercenaria mercenaria
Lineage: Eukaryota; Metazoa; Mollusca; Bivalvia; Venerida; Veneridae
Product: ubiquitin carboxyl-terminal hydrolase BAP1-like
Exons: 14
Coding region: 82-1911 (609 amino acids)
Biological process (GO): protein deubiquitination; ubiquitin-dependent protein catabolic process
Cellular component (GO): cytoplasm
Molecular function (GO): cysteine-type deubiquitinase activity
Source: RefSeq, a predicted model, not a curated record
UUAUUGUUCCUUCCGGAAUUUUGAAAUGGGUUGCGAUUCGGACGUCGGCUAGGCUUUUUUUUUUUGUUUCUAACACGCAAAAUGGAUAAAGGGUGGCUUGAACUGGAGAGCGAUCCAGGACUUUUCACCUUGCUGCUACAAGAUUUUGGGGUGAAGGGAGUACAGGUUGAGGAGAUAUAUGAUCUACAGAAAGCUUUUGAGGGGACAACGUAUGGGUUUAUUUUCCUGUUUCGCUGGAUAGAGGAGAGACGCUCAAGGAGGAAAACUGUCACGGAGGAUGAAAGCUUCGUUACAGAUGACAACAUUGUCAACAGCAUCUUCUUUGCGCAACAGAUGAUUCCAAACUCCUGUGCUACCCAUGCUUUACUGAGUGUCUUAUUGAACUGUGAGAAAGUCAAUCUUGGAGAAACACUCUCAGAACUGAAAUCUUAUAGCAAGCAUAUGAAUCCAGAGAACAAAGGCUAUGCUAUAGGUAACAUACCAGAGUUGGCCAGAGCUCACAAUAGCCAUGCAAGACGUGAGAAUUCACAUUUACCAGAGAAACAGCAGGGUAUGACAAUAAGAACAAUGGAAGCUUUCCACUUUGUUAGUUACGUCCCGAUCCAUGGACACCUGUUUGAAUUGGAUGGACUCAAACCAUAUCCCAUAGAUCAUGGACCCUGGGAAAGCAAUGAAGACUGGACAGAGAAAUUCCGUCGUGUGAUCUCUGAGAGACUAGGCAUGGCAACAGGAGGAGAGCCAUAUCAUGAUAUAAGAUUUAACUUGAUGGCAGUGGUUCCAGACAAAGUGAGCUUGUACGAACACAAGCUGAGUACGCUGAAGACGAACAGACAGAUAGUUCUUGAAGCACUGCAGCAGCUUUUAGGAAAUCCGCCCAAGAUGGUUAAAGUGACCAAUCCUAAUAUAACUACAGCUGAGAAGGAGAAAUGUCUAGCAGUUGUGAAGAAACAUGGACCUGUAACAUCAAACAUAACUGUUCCCAUGGAGACCAAUGAAUCAGAAAAUAUCAAAAGUGAAUAUGCUUCAGAAACAAACAAAGAGAUUAUUCCUACUGUGAAAUCUGAAGUAAUUGACCUGACUGAUGAUGAGCCUGAUGUAAAAGUAGAGGCUGCAACAAGAGAAGCAAGUACUGAGGUCAAACCUGAUACAGUAAAAGAUUUAAAUAAAGUUAAAAUUGAACCUGAUAUUAAAAUGGAAAUAAUUUCAGCAAAUGAUGUAGUGAACAAGAAUUCAAAUAGUUGUAUAAGUACAGGACAAGCUUCAGUUAAUGAAGGAAUCGAAGUUCAGAUCUCUGUAGCAUCGGAAUCAGAUGGCGUGUCUACAAUAAUACCAACAACAGCCUCUACGACAGAUGUUACUAAACCUCUCACUAUAGAAACAAAAUUUGCAUCAUCGCCUGGUCCUAGCAGUGAAAGCACAGAUACGGCAUCAGAGGUGGGCAGUUGCUUCAGUUCACCUAGUAGCAGCACAAUGAGCACCUCGGCACAGAACAGCCCCAAUGUUGUAGGUUGGGAGAAAAAUGCCGAAGGAAGUUCAGCAGCUAAAGAAGGCGAGAGUUCAUCACCGUCUAAAUCAAAAACUAAAUUCAACAGCCAACAAGGAUUUAGACCAAAGGAUCUGAUAGCGUUACUGAAAAAUGUAGAGAAUGAGAUAAAACUGUGUGAGAUAAAACUACAGGAUGAGCAAGAGAAAAUCAAGAAAUACAAGAUUGACAAUUGUCGUCGUACCCACAACUAUGACCAGUUCCUGUGCACGUUCCUGUCAAUGUUAGCAGAGCAAGGUCAUCUCGCAGAACUUGUACAGCAACAUAGCUUUAUAAAGAAACGCGUACCGGGACAUAUAGGUAGCAAACUGUCGAAGCUGUCUCAGGCGGCAAAGAAGAAACAAACAAAAGCUAAGCGAAGAAGAUAGUGAAGGCUUGGUUUCAGUGUCACAAUAAAGUGCAAUAACUGAUUAUAUCAGUAUACUUCCUGCAGCAUUUUGAAAAUUGUUGUUUUUUAGUGUUUUCCUAAAGGAGUCAUAUCACUUGUCCGUCAGUUUGAAAAUGUUGAUGCAAUAAAUUUUUACUUGAUAACUCAACGAAAAUGCUUUGAUUUAGAUAUUUCGAGAUUUUUUUAGAGUUUAUCAGAACCUCUGCUGAAACUUUCACUCUGUUUAAUACGCAAGGGCUUGUAACAAGAGCAUAAACGUGUACAUGGGCUUCAAGGUCCUUACUAUAUACUAGUCUAUUGAGUGAUAUGAAGUAACUUAAAUUUGAUUGUUUCUGCCACUGUAUACAAAAAUAGUACCGGUAUUAGCCAUUUUGCAUAAAUAAAAAUGUAUGAUCAUCAUUAAAUGCCAUAACAGAAUCUCACAGAAUACUAUCUGAGUCUUUGUAUGCUGUGAUUGACAGCUGACUUCCAAAAUGAUGAGAGUUCAGAAAGUUCAAAUAUUUGAUCGGUCAUUUAAAAUUAAGUGUGUUAAAGUUACUUUUUACUUAAAAAUUGCUGUCAUCAUACUAAGUGAGAUGUAGAGCCAAUUUUGUUACCAGUUCAGCCUUACUUAAUAUUUUAGAAUUGUUAAAUUUUAUUUUGAAUUGUUGUAAAUUUCUAUGCAAACUGUUUACUGUGUACUUCUUUGAAACAGAAAAUAUGUCUUGUUGCACCAGAUAAACAGGUUUCAAAGUCACUUCAGCUGCAGCAUUUUAAGAAAAUUAGGCCAUUUUCUGGAUCCAGUUCAUCGCCGUAUUUCCACAAUGCCGUAACUUAUAGUUCUUUAUAGUUUUGGGAAACGACAUUUAAAGAGUUUGGGUGUCAAUGACUUUACACUACUCACAGCCUUGUUGAACUAAAAUUUAGCCUGUUUAUGUUAGUUUGACAAGGCCACAAAUUCACCAUUAUACAAAGGUUAUAGAGAUAUACCAAAUGACAGAAAAAUCUGAAUUUUGCCAAAAAUGGACUUACAGCACUCUGGAAUUUAGGCGACCAGUUGUUCAAAAUUUAAACAGCUGAUUAAGCAAGCAGUUGACCAACUUUUAGGGUUAUAUUUCAACAUUUUAGAAGACUUAAUAAAACAAAUGUAAGAGUUAAGGAUUUUGAACACUUAAAAGUCUUUACAAUUAAAUUAAAAAACCAUACCAGUGUUCCCCACUUGAAUCAAAAUUUAACCUGCAUUUAGUUUAAGAGCCUGUUAAUGUUUUGAACAACUUGGCUCUGGUCUUAAGUUUUGUUCAAAGUUUUGUUACAGGCUGAUUUUCUGCAGCUAACUGAGGGGAUAGAAUUUGAAACUUUUUAAGUAUUUAUUUAGGGACCUCACGUUCUUAAUAACUUUUCAAAAGUACACCCGUUGGACUCUUAGAAUUUUUUUACUGUAAAUUUAGGGACUAGCUGUAUCAGCAGCAGCAGGUACGUACAUCUUGUUAAUUGUUAUUGUCGAGCCUGCUUGCGGUGAGCUCAAUAUAGUCGUCACUUUUGGCGGGUCAGUGUAUGUGCGUGGUCCGUGUGUCCAUUUGAUUUUGUCCGGACCAUAACUUUGACUUUCAUGAACCAAUCUUGUUUAUAUUUGGCAUGAAUGUUUACCUCAAGGAGAAGGCAUGUUAUGUGCAAACCCCAUUUUCCUAUCUCAAAGGUCAAGGUCACAGUUGGAGGUCAAAGGUCAAAUUGAAGUUUGUCAGGACCAUAACUUUGACAUACAUGGACCAAAUUUGUUUAUAUUUGGCAUGAAUGUUUACCUCAAUGAGAAGGAGUGUCAUGUGCAAACCCCAUGUUCCUAUCUCAAAGGUCAUAGGUCAAAGGUCAAAUUAAAGCUUGCCCAAAGCAUUUCUUCUUCAUGCAUGGUGGGAUUUCGAUGUAACUUGGCAUGAAUGUUCAACUUUAUGAGUCGGAGUGUCAGGUGCAAAGUCAGGUCCCUAGGUCUAAGGUCAACGUCACACUUGGAGGCUAAAGGUCAGAUACAAGAAUGACAUUGUCUGGAGCAUGUCUUCUUCAUGCAUAAGGUGAUUUAGAUGUAGCUUUGGACAUAUGUUCAACACCAUGAGGCAACCUUGUUUUUAGAAUUACUUCCCUUUGUUGUUACUAUAAAUAGCUUAUAUUGUAACUGGCCGUCUGGUAAAAUUGAGACCUUUUUUCUGUGGUACAACAUGCAUGUUACAUCCAAUUUUAGGUGUAUUUUGACCUAUCUCUACCUGGUAAGGAGUUUUUUAUGGACUUGUAUAGAUUUUUUUUUGUAAUUGGUCAAAAAAUUCCAUAUGCAAAAACCGGUGCUAAUGUAAAUCAGUUCUGAGACCGCCAAAUAGUAUAAUAAAUGUUAAUUUUUUAGACAGCUGGCGGGCUCGACAUUCUGCCUGUGGGCAUGCAGAAUGUAUUUGUAGUUUAUCAAAUAAUGUUCAUUACUCUGUGUUAACUUUUAAUGUACUCAGUUUGCCUUAGACCGGCCUGCUUAGCUCAGUUGGGAGAGCACAGAUCGACGAAUUGCAGGAUCUUGAGUCCGAGCCCUGGGUGGCCCCUAUGUUCUCCGUGAUGAUUUUGAUAAAUAAAAAUUAUGUUUGAAAUCAUUCAUCCUCCACCUCUGGUUAUACAUUCGGGGAAGUUGGCAGUUAGUUGUAGAGGAUAGGUUUGUACUCCUGCCCACCAUUAAUUUACUGAAAUAGUGUUGAAAAACAGCAUUAAUCCCAAAACAAUCAGUUUGCCUUAAUAAGAUUAGAUUUUAAAGUACAUGAUUUUGAUGAUAUUUUACACAAAUAAUCUCUGGGUAACCCUCUUUCAAAGUUGUUGAAAUGGUUCUGGUUCAUUGAACAUAUGCAUCUUUUGGUUAAAAUAGGUUUUCAGCUAUCAGACUUUAAAAUCUUUUUCUGUAGAGCUUUGAUAUUUGGUGUAUGAUAUAAGCAUUUGCAUCUCUACCAUACUUGUCCAAAUUAUUGCCCUAAGGUCAAAACGGCCACACACCUAUGUGUGACAUGUACUUACUAUAAGCUUAUAUAUGAGAAACUUUUCUGAAUCAGUAAUAGAUAGAACAUUGAUAUUUGGCAUGUGAUAUCAGAGUUGUACUGUCUACCGUAAUUGUUCAAAUCAUUGCCCUAGGUUCAAAAAUAUGCUUGACAUGCAUAUAAUAUAGGCUAACAUAAAAGAAACCUAAAUCUGUACUUGUACCAUUACAUUAUACAAACACACUUUAAGCCUUGUACACAGGUGAGUGCUUUAGGGUCAAUGACCCUCUUGUUUUUGUACACAUAGAUGGAUAUUCAAAUAACUUAGCACAAACAUAGCCUGCCCGCUUAGCUCAUUAGGUAAGAGCGCUGAUCUACAGAUGCGGGGUCGUGAGUUUGAUCCUCAGGCGGGGCGUAUGUUCUCCGUGACUAUUUGAUAAAAGACAUUGUGUCUGAAAUCAUUAGUCCUCCACCUCUGAUUCAUGUGGGGAAGUUGGCAGUUACUUACGGAGAACAGGUUUGUACUGGUACAGAAUCCAGGAACACUGGUUAGGUUAACUGCCCACCGUUACAUGACUGAAAUACUGUUGAAAAACGGCGUUAAACCCAAAACACACAAACAAACAAAUCAUCAUAUUAAAUGAUAUUCUGAUUAUUUUGUUGUUAUUCAUUAAUUUACUAUAUAUGGUUAGUCUGAUAUGAAGAAAGAAGAAUCACAUCACUGUUUCCAAACUGACUGCUGUUCCAUUACAUGGAUAGUAUUCAAAUUGUUGUUUCAUUUUUGUUUUUAGUCCAGUUUUCAUAAUUUUAUCACCAGUUUUAAACAUUCAGUAUUCUCUGUCUAAUAAAAGAAAUAUUUUCAAGUGUUUUAUACAUUUAUACAUAUUCCUUAGUAAGUAGAUAAGUUUAUAUUGAUGCUGAGAUUGUAUCCUAUCACAUAAAUAACUGAACAUAGAAAUAUACAUGAGCCGUGUCAUGAGAAAACCAACAUAGUGGCUUUGCGACCAGCAUGGAUCCAGACCAGCCUACGCAUCCGCGCAGUCUGGUCAGGAUCCAUGCUGUUCGCUUACAGUUUCUCCAACUCCAAUAGGAUUUAAAAGCGAACAGCAUGGAUCCUGACCAGACUGCGCUGGUCACAAAGCCACUAUGUUAGUUUUCUCAUGGCGCAGCUCAUAUAAGAUUUUGUUUUGAAAUACUGCCAUGAAUCAAUGUCUCUUAAUUUUAUGUGCAGCUGUCAACUUUGCUGUCUUCAAGAAAGAAAGUAUAAUACACAGAAAUAAAGGUACUUAACUAAAAA